AUGAGUGUCCACAGGCCGCCCAAGGCCGACAAGGCUGCCAGAUACUUGAGCCUGCUGGAUCACGCGCUUUGCAAUGCCCAGUGGGACCAUGUGCCCGAGCUGGCACGAAAGGUCGAGAAACAUGCGCCCCAAAGAAAAUGUCUGACCCUUGCCGCGCGCGCAGAAUCGCACGUCGCCAGCGCUUCCCAUCGUCCCUCGUCUGAAGCCUCAACGAGCAUCCACGGCCUCGCCGAGCUCCUGCCUCGUCUUGCCGAAGCUGUAUCGACAGCGCAGCAGACCUACCCAGACGACUCAUUCAUAGCAGGCACGUGUCUCGCACAAAUAUACUGCUUACAGGACACGCCGCAAGACGCUCUACAAGUCCUCGACGCCUCACCACCCAGAGCUCCCGCAACGAAGGCUACUACAGCGACAUUGGGAUGGCUCGAAGUAUGCGAGGUGAAGUGCUCUUUCAUUCGAGCCUCAUGCCUAGACGCGCUCGAGCGCAAGAAUGAGGCGAGGGAGCUAUACCAGCAUGCAGUCUCCCACACGCCUGGAUAUAGGAGUCUCGAAUUGCGACGAUGGACCGAGAGAUUACUUGCGAGGGCAUGCAUGUACAGUGUGAAAAAGAUGCCAUCACCUUCCGCCAGCGAUUUCGCAGAAGCGCACCGUCCUUUUCGAGCGUGGGGUGAAUUUUGGCACAGAGCGCCGACCCACCAAGGCGCCACCACUCCAUCCGGGCUCGAGAUUCCCCGAAGGCAGGUCUGGAAAGCCUACUAUGACCUUUUGUCGAGUGUCCUCCAGCACGCAUUGAUCUAUGGCCCAGAGCAGAAAGGCUCUGCUAUCGAAUUCCUGCCAUUGACUUCAUCCCUCCUUCGCGUUGAGUCAGCGUAUGAAUCUCUUCUGCUAGAGGAGACCAAGUUUCCCAAAGCUAGUCAGGCUAACACCGAGCUUGAAGAAUGGGCAGAUCAAGUUGUUGCCAAUUGGAGAUUCUUCACAGGUUCGGACUGGAGCGAUGCAGAUCUGGGCAAAGGAGGAAAGCAAUCCGUCUCGCGAGCUGUUCUGGACAUACUUUAUCGAGCGGCAACCAAGACCUUUCACUCGACCCCGAUACUUCGACAUCUAUUCACCCUGCACGCGGCACUGGGCGAGUUCGACCUAGCAAUGCAUGCUUUUGACAGCUAUACGGAAAUCGUGGACAAGGGCAAGGCUCGAGCCGAGAAGACUGGCAAGCAUGAAAUUGGGGUUGAUGGCGAUGACACUGCAAUCCUCGCAGCGACAGAAGCUAUCAAGCUGUUAUGCCAAUAUGGUGAUCGAGAACAGGCAGAAAGGGCGAACGAAAUUAGUGCCAUUGUCCAAAAGUGGCUUUCACAAAAGCGUCCUUCAACUAGCACUUCGACCCUCACGAACGGCGACGUGACCGAGAAGUCGAUGGAAUCGACCGAAUCGGCACUCCAGCCAACAACACUGGCGGCGGCUUAUCGAGCGCUUGGUGUUACUCAAGCACGAUGGGCACAUCUGACUUAUGAGUCCAGCACUAGGUCAUCUUUGCUCGCGGAAGCGAAUAAUAAUCUGCGCCGAGCACAAAAGUUUGAGCCAAACAACAGGGAAACAGCUUAUGCCCUCGCCGCUGUGCUCGGGGAGAUGCGAGACAUUAAUGCAGCACUGCAGGUCAUCCGGAUUGCACUUGACGACUCUGUAAUGCUUAACGGCGAUGCCGCAACGGACGAGCACCAUGAGCGUGAACGACCUCUUCUUGCGCUUUGGCACAUGCUUGCUCUCUGUCUGACUGCGCAAGAUCAAUUCGAGACUGCAUCGCAAAUUUGUGACGCUGCGUACAGCCAAUUCGGCAACUCAGAGGUCCUCUUUGGGAGCACGCCGCAAGGUCUCACGGUCGACGCUGAGAAAGAACCACUUGGUCCAAAUACACGCGGGAUUGUGGAUCAAAUGGAAGGCUUCGAGAAAGAGAGCAUCAUUCAAAUUAGAAUGACACAGAUCAUCUUACUUGAGCUCAUGGAAGGGCCAGAUGCUGCAUUUGAUCUUACUGACAGCUUGCUUGGUUUGUACUCAAAACUAUACGGGAAUCCCGAACAUGUCGCAACGCAAGCAGCAAGGCCACCUGCAACAUCGGCUUCCGCCACCACUCCCUCGCGGCUUGGCGGCACUCUCAGGAGCAUUACGGGCAGCAUUCGCCCGCGCUCUUUGCGAUCCAGACGCAGUAGCAUUGAUUUAGCAACGUCGAGGCAAAGAUCUAUUGCUUCUCAGGACGAUAAUGCACCGUCGUCUCCUCCACAACGCCUGCAACCCUCAACUAACGGUCAAACACUGGGCCCUCCGAUCUCGAUCACGGUGACGAAUGAGGAGGGAGGCCCAGCUGGCAAAUCACAUCAUCGUCAUCAUCUGCAUCUUCCUUUCCAUGGUCGACAUAAGGGCGUUGCUAGUACAAGGUCCACAACGAGCAUUGCAGAGCAAGAUGAGAAUCAGUCUCCUAUGGAGAAGUCAUCGCCUCUACCUGCCACAGCAAAAGCAGGCGCCGACGGAAGUCCUGAGCAGCCUUUGGAAGGUAUCGCUCAUCAAAGGCCCCCUGAUCAGUGGCCGCUCCCAAUAGGACAUCAUGAUCAACCGCCUGUGCAGGACCUUCGGCUACCAGCACCACAUCCGGCAUCUGCAUCAGCUGUCUCCGAACCACGGCUACUGCCAUUGCAUGAAAGACGGCAUCAGGUCGGCGUCUUGAUAAAGAUAUGGCUAUUCGUAGGAGCCCUAUACAUCCGAGCAGACUCAUUCGAUGAUGCCGAGAAUGCUGUAGAGCAUGCUUUCAAGCUCGUCGAGGGUCUUGAGAAGGAGCUGGCUGCCUCGGAAGAUGGCAUCAACGCUCGAAGAUUGUUCGAAAAGGGAUGGGGAGGUGGCAAGAGUAUUGAUGAUUUGUGGGCUGACGUGUGGUCAACGAAAGCUUUCCUUUCAUUAACGCGCGAACGACCGUUUGAAGCAAUCCCAGACUAUGAACAAGCCCUCUCCUACAGCCCCGAUCAUGCAUCUGGCAUCAUCGGACUCGCUAAUCUACUUUUGGAUCAGUACGAGGAGAAGUUGCCUUUGGAAGAGCCUCUACACCCAGUCAAUCCUCAAGCCUCGACCUCCGGCUCCCUCAUUGGCGAAGCCAAGCCAUCACUUACCCGACCUAACACUGCAACAAGCACGAUUCCAUCUCGGCGCGCCUCUUACAUUAGUGAUUCUCGCCCCAUCGAACCAGAAGUGGAGGAUGGCCACAAAAAGCGCAGACCAGAGCCCACCCCGGCAGAAUUAAAUCGCCUUGCCGCCCGCGACAGAGCAUACAUGCUUCUCUCCAAUUUGACGAAAUUGGGAAGCGGAUGGGAUAACUCUGAGGCUUGGCUCGCACUUGCUAGGGCUCAUGAGUUGAGUAAGGAGAUCGGAAAAGCUAAGGAGGCACUGUGGUGGGUUGUUGAAUUGGAGGAUCGUAAGCCACUUAGAUCUUGGAGGGAAGUUCUACCCGGCGGAUACAUACUGUAA
Molecule: messenger RNA, 3504 nt
Organism: Pseudocercospora fijiensis CIRAD86
Lineage: Eukaryota; Fungi; Ascomycota; Dothideomycetes; Mycosphaerellales; Mycosphaerellaceae
Product: filamentation protein
Exons: 4
Coding region: 1-3504 (1167 amino acids)
Molecular function (GO): protein binding
Source: RefSeq, a predicted model, not a curated record